AUGCCAACCCUCCGCGUAGCCAUCCUCGAGUGCGAUACACCACUAGACAAAGUACUCAACAAGUACGGCAGCUACGGCGACAUUUUCACCGCACUCUUGAAACAAGCCGGUCAAGAGUUGACGGAAAGUGGAGAGAAAGCGCAGGUGGAAUGUACAAGUUAUGAUGUCGUCGAUAAGCAAGAGUAUCCCGAGGACUUGGACAAGGUAGAUGCUGUGUUGAUGACAGGAAGCAGUGAGUCUUGUUUUUUUCUGUCUGGUGGUUAUAUCGAGGGGAGAAGAAAUAGAGAAAGAGGUGGAUACAAAGCCGGACCAGACAGCAUCAUGACUGAAGGACACCAAUUUACUGACACCUUUUGCUUUGCCACAGAAUACAAUUCCUUCGACAACAACCCCUGGAUCCUGAAGUUGGUCGACUUUACAAAGAAAGUGCUUGCCUCUGGCUCCCGCAUCCGUGUCUUGGGCAUCUGCUUCGGCCACCAAAUCGUCGGCCGCGCUCUAGGUGCCAAAGUCGCCCGCGGCACCCACGGCUGGGAAGUCAGCGUCACACCUCUGCAACUCACCUCUCAAGGCAAAGAUAUUUUCGGCGUUGAUGCUCUGGUAAGUUUGACACCCUUUCUUGCCUGUGUCUUGCGGGGGGAAACUGACAAAGAGACANNGAGUAUACACCAAAUGCAUCAGGAUAUGGUAUACUCAUACCCAGAAGGCGUGCUUCCAUUGGCACACACAGAUCGCUGUGAGAACCAAGGCAUGUAUGCCAAGGGCCGCUUGAUCACCGUCCAAGGACACCCAGAGUUCAACAGGGAAAUGGUGACGCAUAUUUUGACUGCGAGACAUGAUGCUGGUGUCUUUGGAGAUGAGAUUUAUGAAGAUGGUAUCAAGAGGGUNGGGGAGACCCAUGGUGGCGCUGUGAUUGCAAAGGCGUUUUUGCAGUUCUUGAUGCAAUGA
Molecule: messenger RNA, 945 nt
Organism: Aureobasidium vineae
Lineage: Eukaryota; Fungi; Ascomycota; Dothideomycetes; Dothideales; Saccotheciaceae
Source: the annotation of a GenBank genome assembly